Messenger RNA from Mangifera indica (mango), 3762 nucleotides. RefSeq names its product WPP domain-associated protein. The transcript has 6 exons. The record is from RefSeq and is a predicted model, not a curated record. Lineage: Eukaryota; Viridiplantae; Streptophyta; Magnoliopsida; Sapindales; Anacardiaceae. Bases 386 to 3283 code for a protein of 965 amino acids.
ACUUUUUUGGCUUUUUUUUUUAAAAAUUUUGUUGUGGCAACUUGUAAUUCGAAGUUGUUUGUUUGCUAAUUGAGCUUAAUUUUUAGAUUACUGUUGUUUUCAGUGUGAGCUGUAUGGAAUUUAAGUUUUGAAGAGUUUAGUUGGUCUAGCUGCUGCGAAAAUGGUGGAAAAGAGAGAAAAUUAAGCGGAAAUUGGAGUGUAGUGCUUUUUUUAGGCUGAACUCGGUUAAGUAAAUCAAAAAGGUUUAGACUGAAAAUUGUUUCAGAUUCUUCUGCUUAAAAAUGUUUUUAGGAUAAAAGUUUUCAGAGAAAAUGGAAAAAAAUGAGUAUUUGAUUCUGGCCUUAUUUAUUUAUUAUUAUGUUUUCAGUUUUGUUGGUUGUGGUUGAUGAGAUUGCAAAUUGAGUUGAAUAGUUUAGUUGGGUUAAUUUGGAUUAUGCGUGGAAGCGGUGGAAAGAAACGACAGGUUUGGAAUUUGGAGGUGUGCUUUCUAAUAGCAAUGGAAAAGCCUGUUGUGUUGCAGACUUUUAGAGUUGGAAAUGGUACUGUAAAUUCUAAUGGUGGUGAGGCAGUUCAUGGGUUAGUGAUGGUUGAUGAUGAUGGUAAAGAGAGUGAGAAUCCAGGGAACGAACUUCUUGAGGAUUUGGAUUCAUAUUUGGAAGAUAUCAAUGACCGUUUAACCAUUUCAAGGAUGGUAAGUGAUUCAGUUAUCAAAGGCAUGGUGAGUGCAGUUGAACAGGACGCAGCUGAAAAGAUUGCUGAGAAAGAGCUGGAGUUGGCAAGAUUGAAAGAAACAUUAAGUCUUUACCAUGUGGGUGGUGAUGAAAGUGAAUUGUCUGGGUCUUCAGUAAUGCAGCAUGGGCCAAGAAGUGAAAGACCAUACUCUAGCUUGUCAAAUGGGUCAUUUGAUUCCUAUGGAAUAGUAGAAUCUCUGGGUAGCCUUAAAAUUGUGGCAAAAAAUCAGUUAAGGAACCUUAGAAAAGAAAUUGACUGCAUUAGAGGGAGUUGUUCUAUGAGGAGGAUAGGUUCAGGUUCAGUUUCAGAGAUGGUGGAAUUGGGUGGUAUCCUACAAGACAAUGUAUCUGACAUAAAAUGGAUGGAUGUAGAUAAAAUACUUGAUUCCUUGAGAGCUACAGAUGACAUGAUUUGCAAACAGGUCGAUGACAUGGUUUACUUGUCAAAAACAUCACUCUGUCAAUUGCAGCAGGAGAAGGAGUUUCAAAGAGAGAUUGAAGAUAUGGUAACAAUGAAUUGUAUUCGGGGUCUCAAAGAAGAGUUUGAAGAAAGAUUGUGGGAUCAAAAUGCUCAGGUUUAUGAUAAUGAAAAUUUAAGCUGGUUUGAGAAGAUUAAAGAGAUUUCAAGUUUACGUCAGGAAUUGGAUGUCAUUUCCAAAUCACUAUCUGUUCCGGAAAUUGGACAUAUAUCUUCUCAUGGGUCAACGGAGAUUGGCGAGGAAUGUAGUAACAAUAAAAGGACUGAUCAUUUACAUCGUAAAGUUUCAGGAAAUCAUGUUUCCUUGUCAGCUUCUCUUGGGGAUGGUAAUGGGAAGCACGAUGAGUUUGCUGUGCCAGAGAAUGUGGACUAUGCCCAACUGAAGCACAUGUCAAAAGAAGAAUUGGUUAAUUAUUUUAAGACUGAAAUGACAAAAAUGAAGAGAAACCAUGAACUUGAAGUGCAAGAGAUGACUGAAGAAUAUUUCAGCCUUAAGCGAGAAUACUUAAGAGAAAGAGGGUCUUCUUUUCCAUUUAAGAAGGAUAAAGAGUUUGAUACAUUGAGGAAAAAGAUUCCAGAGGUAGUUUUGAAAUUGGAUGACAUUCUUUUAGAAAACAAGAAGUUGGUUUUAUUUAAUAAGAAUGCUGGGAGUCUUUGCAGUUUAAAGGAUAGAUUGGAAUCCCUUCUUUCAGAAAAUCACCAGUUGAGGGGCUUGAUUACUGAUAAGAAAAGAGAAAUUAAAUGCCUGUCUUCACAAGUUUCUGAUACCGCAGAGAUAAUUUUGCAGCACUCUGUUGCCAAGGCAAACUUGUUAAAGAGAAUUGGAAAUCUUCAGUGUGCUCUUGAAGACGCUUGUUUUGAAGCCUCAAUAACUGAAGAUGUGUAUAAAUGCCUUCUCAAAGGUGUGGUCAACUCUAAUAGCAGUGCCGAGGAAAACUUGGUAAAGAGAAUUGGAAAUCUUCAGUGUGCUCUUGAAGACGCUUGUAUUGAAACUUCAAUUACUGAAGAUGUGUAUAAAUGCCUUCUUAAGGGCAUGGUGAACUAUGAUAGCAGUGUCACAGAACUGUCAGAUAUUGAAUCUAACAGCAUGUAUGAUUUUGAAGAUUUGGCUAUGGAAUCCUUCGUUAUGCUAGAACUGUGUGGAGUAAUAUUCAAAGAAUCCUUAAAGGAGGCUGAAGAGAAACUUCUUGAUUUGAACCUGAAAUAUAUUAAUGAAAAUGAACUUCGAUUUCAUGUUGAAACCGAAGCAUUGCAAAAGGAAGAGGCAUUAAAUUUGGAGGUCACAGAGAAGGAAAGACUAAAGCAAGAAACAUUCUUCCUGUCAUCAUUGAUAGAAGAAAAGGAAAAAUUAGCCCAGGAAGCAGCCGCUGCAUUGGUAAAAGAAAAGGAGCAAUUCGCGUUGGUUUCUCUAGAGUUGAACAAUUUAAGAAAUACAACAAGACAACAGGAAAUGUUAAUUUCUGAAAGAAGUAAAGAAUCUGAUGAAAUAAAAGGUGAAUUGAGCCUAGCAUUGGAACAGAUUGAAGGAUACAAGUUGGAGUUGUAUGACCUAAGACACAAAUUUACAUUGAAAAUGAAUGAGAUAAAAGACAUUGAUGAAGAAAGGAAGAUGCUUAUGUCUGUUAAUCAAGAGUGGCAAAAUUCCAGAUUAUUGGCUGAAGCUGAAGAAAGGGAGCAUAAGCGGCAAAUACAAUUCUUGACCAUUCUUGUUCAGUCUUUAUACACGAGAGUUGCUGAUUUGGAAUGCAGAGUAAUGAAAGAUAUUACAAGAGGCAAUAUGAGAUUGGACAAUUUGAGUUCUCAUUUGAGAGCUCUUAUUCAGAAAGCUAAAGUAAUCAAAAGCAAGGGGUUGAUGUACCAACAGAGGCUUGAAAGGAGGAGUUCUGACCUUCAAAAGGCUGAAGCUGAGGUUGAUCUUCUUGGGGAUGAGGUGGAUGCUCUUUUGAGCCUUCUUGAGAAAAUAUACAUAGCACUUGAUCAUUAUUCUCCAGUAUUGCAACAUUAUCCUGGGAUUGUUGAGAUUCUGAAAUUAGUUAGAAGAGAAUUGGGUGGAGAAUCUACAAAACCAGCUUGAUCUGCUCUUCCAUAAGAUUGAGAUCUCCAUGGUUUCCUUUUUGCCACGCAAAUCCAUUGCAUCGUGAAAACUUCCAAAAGGAAAGAAUAUUUUGCAGAGUUGAGGUGGAAUCGGUAUUACUCAUACAUACACUCUCAGCUCUGGUUUUGUGCAUGAACCCAAAAAGGGAAAAGAUGCUGAAGCAAGAGAGGUUAGAGUUUGUAGCAUUAGAGUUGUUUCUCAUAUUCUUUUGUAAUGGAGCCAAGGAUGCUCCCAGUCUCCUUUGAACCAUAGUUUAUAGUUGUUUGUGAAAUUACACUUUUAGCGUCCCCUGUGUUACUGUAGGUGUAUGUAUAUUAUACGAGUUAUGAACCACAGUCAGCUUCUGUAUUUGGCAGUUUUUUAGUUUUACAUUUGCCCCGGUUUCUUAGUGUUAAUAGUCUUGUAUUAUAAAUCUAUUUACAACAGUUAACGAUAGAAAAUUGUUCUUUUAUUCAACA